CAGCUAUUUGCAUGAGCUCUUCUGCAGCGGCAGCCAGUAGAUCAGUCAGUGUGCGUUGAGCUUCUUGCCAAUGAUCACUACGUUAGGAAAGCAGCUAGCGAGAGCGCGAGAUCGAGCAAGCGAGCAGGAAAAUUAGCAGGACAAAUCCAGAGAGGAGGGUGGAAGUCGGAGAGAAGGUCGUUUUCUUCGAGCGCUUCAAAACCACCCAGCAAACAAACAUGGAGCUCCCAGCCGCCGGAGAGCACGUCUUUGCGGUGGAAAGCAUCGAAAAGAAACGAAUAAGAAAGGGACGGAUCGAAUACCUGGUGAAGUGGAGAGGAUGGUCUCCUAAAUACAGCACAUGGGAGCCGGAGGAAAACAUCCUUGAUCCAAGGUUGCUGAUUGCUUUUCAAAACAGAGAAAGGCAGGAGAUGAUGCUGGGUUACCGCAAACGGGGUCCAAAGCCUAAACACCUUCUCGUUCAGCUUCCCGCUUUUGCCAGGCGUUCCGGCGUCCUCUCCGGACUCCAGGAAGCUACCAUGGAAACAGAAAUAACCAAGACGGAGUCGAUGCAAGGAAGCAAGAUUCAGCAGCAGCAGCAGCAGCAGCAGUACCAGCUCAACAGCAAAAAGCACCACCAGUAUCAACCCAAUGGCAAGGAGAGCCAGGUGGAGCAACAGAUUAAUGGCAAGAAGAAAUACUACUAUCAGCUCAACAGCAAAAAACACCACCACUAUCAGCCCGACCCCAAGAUGUAUGACCUCCAGUUUCAAAGGAGUAAAGAAUCCAAUGGCCAGGUGAAUUUGGAGCACAGCAGAACUUUGGGGGCGCCAAUGCGGCCCAAAUGGGUCAACAGUAAAGAGACAGGCUGCCUGGCCCAGGUCAAAGAUCUUUCCUUGGAUCUGAAGAAGGUGCCGGUUCAGCACGCUGUAACGGAACAGGCCGAGAAACCAAAUGGAGUUACGCACGCCGGCAGAGAUGUACUGGCCAACGGGAUUGGGAGUAAAAUGAAAAUUGUCAAAAACAAAAACAAAAACGGUAGAAUUGUUAUUGUCAUGAGUAAGUACAUGGAAAACGGAAUGCAGUCGGUGAAGAUUAAAUCCGGGGAACCUAAUGCUGAUCGCGAACCUCAGGAGCGAAAGACCGACGUUUCAGAAAAUAUCCCAGAAAGGAUUAAACUGCUUAGCAUUGAAAAAACAGAAAACGGUCACAUUAAGGAAGCAGAAGGAUUACAGACAAUUAGCUGUUCGGAAUUUAAAACUGGACACUACAUCAGGGAGGAUGUAAAGCUGAGCAACGGCGUGGAAAAGGGGGCCCAUGAAACGGAGAACGGGGCCGAGCCACCGUCCGACGAGCCCCUUCAGCUGACGACCAAACCCAACUUGAUACCGUGGCCCUUUGAGAUGGGCGUGCUCUCUCGAGUAGACCAGAGGAGAGACGACACGGGUUUGAACGUGGCCCAUUCCAGGAAACGCAACCUGUCGGAACCCAACGAGCACAGGGUGGGGGUCUCCAAAAAGUUUCUUGCCGCCAGGAGUAUCAGCGAUCCUAGCAGUGCACCCCAGGUAGCCCAAGAAAAACCGGUCAACGGUCACUUCAACGGAUUCUAUAACGGCAGCGGACAGAACUAUGGGUUCGGCGACUCGAACCCCGAGGAGCCUAUCGACUUAAGCUUUGUGAAACCCCGGACUGAAACGGAGAUUUGCAAGCCAGUCCAAGUCGAACCGGAGACCCCCGUCCCUCCAGAAACACAGCCCAGCAAAGAGGAGCCCGUUUCUUGUUUUAAACCUUUCCUGGGAAACAUUGUCAUCACCGACGUGACGGCGAACUGCCUUACCGUAACGUUUAAGGAAUAUAUCGCUGUGUAAUUCUUUGUGUCGGACUCCACACGGAACGGGACCACGUCCAAUGCCUGCUGCCUUCUAGAGAAAGCAAACGUGCAUACUGCUUUUUUAUUUUUAUUUGACUAACUGGCUACAAGUCAUUUGGUAUUUACUGCACUUUGAUCGACGGUUAUUCAAUUUAUUUUUCUCUGCUGCUGCAUUCCAUAUAUGUGAUUGUUUGAUCCCCAUCAGUGAAGUCUGCUUUCAAAGCACAUUAAUUGUUAUGGAUAAGCGAUAACGUGACAUUGGACCUUGGCAACAAACGGCUAUAAAACUGUAUGGCAGAAAAAAAAUAUAUAUGUAAAUGCUUGUACAUAUGUGGGAGUAUUAAUUUAACUCACUGCUGGAUGUUUUGGCUUUUGUUUAAAGGCACUUGUAUAAAAAUAUGAUUUACGAAACCCCCCCCCCCGCUCCCCUCAACCCCCUCUCAUUGUGAAUUUUCCCGACAAAGGCAUCGCCGUUCUGUUCCAGCAGAACCUUUUCCAGACUACGUGUGCUCUGCAUCUGCAAGACGACACACUCGCGGACCCCUGAAAAAGUGGCACAGGGUGACGAGGCUCAUUCGUUCCGUGCAGGGGACACAUCCCCUUGUGCAUUUUUUUUUGGAUCUUCGGAGUGGACCCUCUGAAGCGUUUUGGAGAGGACGUGCUGUGUAUUGAGAGCCCACAUCCACAUCCACAGACAAGAUGUGCUUCUGCUUCUUCUUUUUACUUUUAUUUAUUUAUUUUAUUUUGGUUUUUUUUGGUUUUUAUUCCAGUGCCCCUCCUUGUAAAUUUUUGAGGGUCAUCUCAGUUUUUGGUUUUUUUUUUUUCCACAUUUUAUACUUGAUGAUUUCUUUGGCACUUUACACGAUUUGUUCUAUAGGAUAAAAUUUGGCCCAGUAACGUGUUCUAAAAGGCAGUGCGUUCAAAGCUCUCGAGAAGCCGCCAGUGGACUUUGUUUCGAAGAAAUUUUUUUCUUUUUUUGUUUGUUUGUUUGUUUGUGAGCCUGAAUGUGGGGGAGAUAGAUGCCUAUGGGAUGAAUAAAUCAUAUUUUUUUAUUUUAAUACUUAAAAAAAAAAAAAAAAAAAAAAAAUACUUUCUGUAAGUGGAAUUAUACAGGUUUCUAUAAUUAUAUGCCGAUGACCUAUUUUACAGAGUGCUGCUAAACUGUAGAAAUGUUUAUACUUUAAUAAGCUUGUUUUGUUUGCUUGAAUGUAUCGACAGAAAUUUAAGUCUUCAUGGUACAAUAAUUAUUAUUAUUAUUUUUUGCAUUUAAUUGCAAUAAACUGUCCCUGGAAUGAAGGGAUCAGACCGUUUUUUUAUUUUUAUUUUUUUUUGUAUCUAGCCGCCAUAUUGCAACUGCUGAAAAAGAAAAAAAAAAGCCAUGAUUUUUGCAGUCACUUACAAAUGAGCUUUAUCUGUGUUUUUACAUUUAUAUAUGAC
Molecule: messenger RNA, 3286 nt
Organism: Erpetoichthys calabaricus (reedfish)
Lineage: Eukaryota; Metazoa; Chordata; Cladistia; Polypteriformes; Polypteridae
Gene: cbx4
Product: chromobox homolog 4 (Pc class homolog, Drosophila)
Exons: 5
Coding region: 219-1847 (542 amino acids)
Biological process (GO): negative regulation of DNA-templated transcription
Source: RefSeq, a predicted model, not a curated record